Gamsiella multidivaricata is the source of this 2847-nucleotide messenger RNA. Its product is annotated as peptidase family M1-domain-containing protein. Gene Ontology annotation, cellular component: cytoplasm. Gene Ontology annotation, molecular function: metalloaminopeptidase activity; zinc ion binding; peptide binding. The record is from RefSeq and is a predicted model, not a curated record. Gene Ontology annotation, biological process: proteolysis; peptide catabolic process. The transcript is spliced from 4 exons. NCBI's taxonomy places the organism in Eukaryota, Fungi, Mortierellomycota, Mortierellomycetes, Mortierellales, Mortierellaceae. Bases 150 to 2765 code for a protein of 871 amino acids.
GUCCUGUCCUCUCCCUCUCCCCCGCAUUCAUUCAGUGCUGUGCUUGAAAGAGUCCUCAUCCUCAUCUAUUUAUUCAUUCAUUCAUUCAACUUACCCCAAUCCAAUUCGACUCAUUCGCUCUUCAUUCAACAAGAGAUUCAGUCUUCAUCAUGUGCAACAAGCCUGGCAACCCCAACCGUGUGGUGCUCCCCACGAACGUGACGCCCUCACACUAUACCCUGACCAUCACCCCAGAUUUGGAGAAGUAUACCUUCCGCGGAUAUGUCGAGAUCAACAUCACCAUUCACGAGGCCACAAAGACUAUCCAGAUCAACACCAAGGAGCUGACUACCAGCUGGGUCAACGUCGAGAUUGAUGGCAAGACGCACGACGCCGCCGAGACAACCUUUGAUGAGCACCGCGAGACCACCACAUUCACCUUUGAAUCAGAGCUGCCCAAGGGUUCAGCAGUGCUUAGCAUGCACUUCGAUGGUAUCCUCAAUGACAAGAUGGCCGGUUUCUACCGCUCCUCGUACAAGGAUACCGAGGGCAAUGCCAAGGUCAUGGGUGUCACGCAAUUCGAGGCAACGGAGGCCCGCCGCGCCUUCCCCUGCUGGGACGAGCCCUCGGCCAAGGCCACCUUCUCGAUCAAGCUGGUCAUCCCCGUGGACCUCGUUGCCCUCUCCAACAUGCCUGUUGAGUCUGUCACCAUGGUCGAGCCCGAAGAAAAGACAGUCCACUUCGAGAAGACCCCCAUCAUGUCCACUUAUCUCGUCGCCUGGGCUGUUGGAGACUUUGAGUACGUUGAGUCGACCACCACCAAGCUCGAGAACCCUGUCACUUGCCGCGUCUAUACUCUCCCGGGACUGAAGGAGCAGGGUCGCUUUGCUGUCGAGAUCACGCCCAAGAUCCUCGAGUACUUCUCUGAGAUCUUUGGAACAGCCUAUCCUCUUCCCAAGAUGGAUCAGAUCGCUGUCCCUGAUUUUGAUAUGGGUGCCAUGGAAAACUGGGGUCUUGUCACGUACCGCACUGUCGCGCUCCUCUUUGACGAAAAGACCUCCGAUUUGCGCUUCAAGGAGCAGGUUGCAUCGAUCGUUGCUCACGAGCUGGCCCACCAGUGGUUCGGAAACUUGGUCACGAUGGAGUGGUGGGAUCAUCUCUGGCUGAACGAGGGGUUCGCUACCUGGGUUGGAACCUUGGCAGUCGACCACCUCUUCCCCGAGUGGGACACCUGGUCCAGCUUUGUUGUUAACGAUGUUCAGCGCGGAAUUGCACUUGAUUCUCUCCGCAGCUCGCACCCCAUUGAGGUUCCUGUCAACGACCCUCAUGAGAUCCACCAGAUCUUCGAUGCCAUCUCUUAUUCAAAGGGUGCCUCUGUCAUUCGUAUGUUGAGCAACUGGCUGACCCUGGACGUGUUCUUGGCUGGAAUCCGCCGCUACCUCAAGAAGCAUGAGUACCAGAACGCUACCACUGAUGACCUUUGGGCUGCCCUUUCAGAAGAAUCCAAGAUUGAUGUCGGCGAGUUCAUGGGCACCUGGACUCGUGUUAUCGGUCUUCCUAUCUUGGAUGUCUCAGAAUCGGACGGCGUCGUCUCGGUGGAACAGCACCGCUACUUGUCCACCAACGAUGUCAAGCCUGAAGAGGACGAGACCAUUUGGUGGGUCCCCUUGGGCGUGUACCCCAAGCCCGAAUCGAUUGCCGAUCCUAACCAAACACUCAAGACGCGCUCGCUCAAGUUCGAGGUCCCUGAGGGCCCUUACCUGCUCAACAAAAACUUCAGCGGCGUCUUCCGCACCAAUUACCCACCUAGCGCCAUUGCUCGCAUCGGCCAGGCCAUCUUGAAUGGCUCAGAUCUUGUGUCGUUGAGCGAUCGCGCUGGACUCGUCGCAGACAUCUCGUCCCUGGCCAAAUCUGGCCACACCGCCACCAAGAACUUUUUGGACCUCGUUCAGUAUUACAAAAACGAGGAUACUUACAUUGUCUGGGAGCUCCUCGCCCAGCGUGUGGGAGAGAUCGCAUCCGUCUUUGCCGAUGACGAGCGCAUUUACCAGGGUAUCAACCACUUUCAGCGCAACCUGAUUGACGGUAUGGUUCAGAAGUUGGGAUGGGAGUACCCCGAUGGCGAGGAUUACCUCACUAGCCGUCUUCGCAAUGUGAUCCUGCGCACUGCCGGCCGCGCUGGCCAUGAGGCCACGGUUGCGGAGGCCAAGCGCCGGUUCGCCAUCUUUGUGUCGGACCCCAGCCAGGAUGGUAUCUUGCACCCCUCGAUUCGUCAGACAGCCUUUGAGAUUGUCUUGAGCAAGGGUGGGGAAGAGGAGCUCAAUCAUGUGCUCAAGUACUUCCGCAGCGCACCUAAGCAGGACCAGCAGGUGGUUGCGCUCUUGGCUCUCGGGCAUGUGCAGAAGCCUGAGUUGAUUGCGAAGGUGCAAGCCCUUGCGAUCUCGGAGGAGGUCCGUUCUCAGGAUAUCAUGUACGUGUUGAACGGAUUGUCAGUCAACCCCAAGGCGCGUCUGUCAACGUGGGAGUUCGUCAAGGCCAAGUGGCCUUUGUUGGAGGAGCGGUACAAGUCCUCGAUGGGUCUGCUGGGCGCAUGUGUCAAGGCGCCGUUGUCGCAAGUGUCGGACAGCAGCCUAGUGAAGGACGUGACAGAGUUCUUUGUCGACAAGGACACCAAGAGCUUCCAGCGCGCGUUGGACCAGGCCAUUGAGAGUCUGAACGUCAACUCUGCCUGGGUCGCACGCGAGCAUGAGGGACUCACCGCCUGGUUGACGGCCAAAAACUACUGAACUAUGGAGAGAGGGCCCCAUUGAGCGAACGUACUACAACCGGUGUAAAUGUAAAAAUAAAGCGUUUAAAUUUCGAUUUGAG